AUAAAACAAAAAAAAAAUGAUUUAAAAAAAGAAAACAGGUUUCUUUUCUGGUUACUUUUGGUAGUACUUUUCGUUGAGAUCGAGUUAUUCUCGUGAACAUUCCCAAACACGCCUUAGGAUUUCACGACAAUUUUUUUUUUUUAAUUAUUUUUUUCCUUUUCUUUUUUUCUUUCCUAACUGUAAUAUCAGAAUCUCCAAAAACGCCUGUCAUUUUAACCAACCACCUUAAAAAUAUCGACACUCACCUUCACCUGCCUCUUCCCCCAAUCCGAUUCCUCGACGGAAAACCCCAAAACAUCGCCGACCCAUCUCGGAAUUUCACCUGAAUUUCACUCUCGCUGCACGCGCAUUGCGAAUUUUCGGCAAAAAAAGAGAAUUUUUUUGAGGUUUUAGUGCAAAAAAAGGUGGAAUCUUUGUGCAGUUGGAAAUGGGCGUCGAUUACUACAACAUACUGAGAGUGUCGAGAAGCGCGACGGAGGAGGAUUUGAAGAAAUCGUACAAGAGAUUGGCGAUGAAAUGGCACCCAGACAAGAACGCAGUCAACACGAAGGAAGCGGAGGCCAAAUUCAAGCAGAUUAGCGAGGCCUACGAUGUCCUGAGCGAUUCGCAGAAGCGGCAGAUCUACGAUUUGUACGGCGAGGAAGGGCUGAAAUCCGGGCUCCACGCGCCGCCCAAGGACAGAGAUUCCGGCUACGGCGGAGGAGCGGCGGCGGGGUUUAAGUUCAGCCCCAGGGACGCCGAGGAUAUUUUUGAGGAGUUUUUUGGGGGGAGCGCCGCCGGCGGCGGUGGGGGGUUGAAGAAGGCGGCGGUGAUGGAGAGUAAGCUGGCGUGUAGCUUGGAGGAGUUGUAUAAGGGGUCGAGGAGGAAGAUGAAGAUAUCAAGAAUUGUUCUUGAUGGGUCAGGCAAGCCCGUCACGGUUGAAGAGGUUCUAUCCAUACACAUCAAGCCCGGUUGGAAGAAGGGCACGAAGAUUACGUUUCCUGAGAAAGGGAACCACGAGGCUGGGGCUGCCCCGGGAGACCUAAUCUUCGUGGUGGACGAGAAGCCCCAUCAGGUUUUCAAGAGGGACGGCAAUGAUCUGAUAAUCAACCAAAAGAUCUCUCUGCUCGAUGCUCUCACGGGCAAGACUCUCAAGAUAUCAACCCUAGACGGGCGAGACCUCACUGUCUCAGUGUCGGAUAUCAUAAAACCCGGCUAUGAAAUGAUGAUCCAGAACGAGGGCAUGCCUAUAUCUAAAGAGCCGGGCAAACACGGAGACCUACGGAUCAAGUUUGACAUCAAGUUCCCCUCGAGGCUCACGGUUGAUCAGAAAUCGGACCUCAGGAGGGUCUUGGGCAGGACAACCGGUUAGUUCUGGGGCCUGUCCGAAUGCUUAUUAAUUAGUCUGUCUUAACUCUAUUUGUAUAUACUUGAACCAGCCGAUUUUCGGAACAGAAAAAAAAGAGUUCUUGUGCAUAGUAGGACAAACAGAUUGAGGUUGGUUUUCUUUUCGCUUAGCGAAGUAUUUUUUUGUUUACUGCUAAAACAAAACCUUCCCUUGAAAUUUGAUGUUGAAAUCUGUAAAAUGCAAUGUUUCUGUGUAAUUUUGUUUCAAGUUAUAUAUCUUGAUUUCUUGGUUGUUUGGAGAA
Messenger RNA from Salvia miltiorrhiza (redroot sage), 1628 nucleotides. RefSeq lists its product as uncharacterized. Gene Ontology annotation, cellular component: cytosol. Gene Ontology annotation, molecular function: protein-folding chaperone binding. The transcript is spliced from 2 exons. Bases 428 to 1351 code for a protein of 307 amino acids. The record is from RefSeq and is a predicted model, not a curated record. NCBI's taxonomy places the organism in Eukaryota, Viridiplantae, Streptophyta, Magnoliopsida, Lamiales, Lamiaceae.